Molecule: messenger RNA, 4113 nt
Organism: Wyeomyia smithii (pitcher-plant mosquito)
Lineage: Eukaryota; Metazoa; Arthropoda; Insecta; Diptera; Culicidae
Gene: SF2
Product: serine/arginine-rich splicing factor 1A
Exons: 4
Coding region: 112-816 (234 amino acids)
Cellular component (GO): cytoplasm; ribonucleoprotein complex; nucleus
Molecular function (GO): mRNA binding
Source: RefSeq, a predicted model, not a curated record
GCGUCAUUUUCCUUUCAUUAGUGGAGUACUGCAGCUCAACAAUCACAUUGAUUGAAAAGUUUUUGUGUGUUUCAGAAAUUCCAAUUAAGUCUUUUUUACUUUUAAUAAAGUAUGUCUUCUCACGGCCGAAACGAGUGUCGAAUUUAUGUCGGUAAUCUACCGCCAGAUAUACGCACUAAAGAUAUCCAAGAUUUGUUUCACAAGUUUGGAAAAGUGACGUUCGUAGAUUUAAAAAACCGCCGUGGGCCGCCAUUUGCUUUUGUAGAGUUUGAAGACAAUCGAGACGCUGAUGACGCAGUAAAAGCUCGUGAUGGUUAUGAUUAUGAUGGCUACAGAUUGCGAGUUGAAUUUCCUCGUGGUGGUGGACCAGGUAGCUAUCGUGGUAGUCGAGGAGGAACCAGUGACCGUGGAAGUGGAAGAGAUAGGAAUAACCGUGGUCCACCUGCUAGACGAUCCCAAUUCCGGGUGAUGGUUACUGGUCUCCCGGCUUCUGGUUCAUGGCAGGACCUCAAGGAUCACAUGCGAGAAGCUGGUGAUGUUUGCUUUGCAGAUGUAUAUAAAGACGGAACUGGGGUAGUAGAAUUUUUACGCCAUGAAGAUAUGAAAUAUGCCAUAAAAAAACUGGAUGAUUCACGAUUUCGAUCACACGAGGGAGAAGUAGCUUACAUUAGAGUUCGUGAGGAUUCUUCUGAUGAUCGACGAGGCGCCGAGCAUCGCGAUCGAUCUUAUUCACCCCGUAGACGUCGCGGUACUCCAACUUAUUCUCCAGUUCAGCGAAGUUUUUCGCGAUCCCGUUCUCGCUCCUUCAAUUACUGAAGUUCGUAUGAAAUCUUGACAACACUCUUAUGAAUCCUGCUGGAUGGAUUCCAAGUAAAUUGAUGAUUUAUAUAAUUUUCACAAAAUAAGAAUUUUUACGAUAUCCAUCUACCACGCAUAUUCCGCCAACACGUGACAAUUGUAUACCGCAAUAUUUUCCAUUAUAAUUUUGAGCGCAUGUUUGGAAACUCUGGUAAAAGGCUUCAGCGUUUUAAAACUCAUUUUAUUCGUUUAGUACAUUUCUACAUUAUUAUGCUCAGUUUAAGUUUUAUGACAAAUGUCAAAAAUGUGAAAAUUUAUAUCUACACGACUAGUUAUCUAAUCUAUCAGAUCCAGGCGGAAAUGUGUAACUUCCUAUGGAGAAAAUGAUCCUAAGAAACAUUGACUAAUAGUUGUGUUCUGAUCUCUCCUUCUAGCCUCUGAAAUGCGACACGAAGAUCUCUAUCGAAAACCGGAUGGGAUAAUCAAUUUUUUUUAUUCUAAUUCUAUCUUCGAACUUGCUUUGCUUUUCAUGACAUAUUCUAACACCUGUUUCUUCUUUUUUCAAACAGGAAAGUGGAAACUUGCUUAUUUUUUUGUACAAGGGAUAAUUUGUCGCUGACAUGACGCGAAUGUUUCAUACUAGGAUUUUGGAUCAGGAACCAAGGAAUUUACAAGAUCUUUAAAUGUUGGAUCCCUCUUUACUCGUUUAGUAUACAGGAAGCAUUUGUUUCGUCUUUGGAUCACUGGACCAAACAGGAUAGGAUUCAGGUUUAGCGACGUAAGCGGUUUUACAAAAUUCGUCUUUGCGCUAUUUGGAGGAAACCGAAUUUGGGAUAACAUAACAGGACAAUUGACACAGGAGAAAUAGAAUAAUCAGUUAAAAUGACAAGCUUCAAUUUUUGAGUACUUUGACAGCUGUUGCUGUUUUUUUCGUAUUUGAUAUACUACAAAAAGAGGUAUUACGCUCAUAUGUUUAAUUACGUUUUUUUUUUUUUUUUUGAUAAACAUGGUUUUCAAAUCUACUUUGUAUAGUGAUCAUAUUUAUCACGAAAAAAAACUUAUUACAUAUGAGAGUGGUUUAACUUCAUCACGUGGUAAAUGUUUACCUGUAGAAAUGUUGUUGAGUUGGUUCAGUAUCAGUUUUCUAAUGCAGCAUAAUAGAAAAUUUAUAGAUUCAGCAGUACGUUUAAUGGAUGUGAUGAUUUGUAUUGCUAUGCAUGCUAAAACAGCGAAUGGUAAUAUAUCGAUUAAAUAUCAUGUUGCGAGCUGAUGAAUCACAAAGACGUGUAGAUAAAAAUUAACACGGAGCUGCUACACAUUCAUGAAGGAUCUAUAUAGGAAAUGGAUGUAAGGAUGCAUUUGGAAUAAUGGAGAGUCAACAUGGGACUAAAGAAAAACGAUUACAUAACGUAUAAUUAAAUUAAUUCAAACACUAACAAUACUUCUACAGGUAAAAAUGACUAUUUGCGAAAAGUUUUAUAAAUUUUAAGCCAUUUUGAGGGGUAGUCUUCUGUGUGAGAAAUUACUUCGUUUUCAAGCCACGGAUGAUCGGAGGUGUUUGUGAAUGUAAGAAUUUACACGUAUGGACUACGUGGGAUACCGUCUUUUGGGACUUGUCUUCAGCUAUGGAAAUUAAGAUUUACUUUGCACUUGUUCAUUGAGUCAUUGAGGACAACGCGGGAAAAGAGAUCUUAUAUUCGUUCGCAUUUUGGCAGCACCAAGGAUUUGUUGGAAAGGAACAAUAUCAGAGGAUAAAGGAAGGAGCGAAUGGUGUGUAUUAGCUUUAUUUGUUAUUUUUGCCUUUAUAUUCAACUUUUCUAACGUUUCAUAGAUUUUCUACAUGAAUCUUUGAUUUGAACCUUUGCAUUUUUUUUAAUUCGCUUUGUGCCUAAGAGCGACUUUUUUAGGAUGAAUCUAAAAUAAAAAGCGAUUAAACCUGAUUGAAACAUCUCCUACUUCAAGGCACUCUUUAUUUCACAUAAAUUUAAAUACUAUUGCUGAUUGACCUUUUAAUCGUAGAGACGAGCAUGUUAGUUUCGAUUUUAUAGAAUCAUUCAAUCAUAAAUUCCAUUUCGGACCUUUUUUAUCAGUCGAUGAAACUUUAUGAAAGCAUUUUUCACGGUGUUGAAUAUGUUAGUGACAUACUGUAAUGUGGGUACAAAUGAUUUAAAAGCACCAGUUAUUGUCAAGAGCGAAGAUAUCCGAAGAAAUAACUGUCUAAGCUAUUGUUUCGCACAAGUACUUUUUUAUUUUUAGACGCGUUUACAAUAGCAAAAAGUGAUUGAUGCUGUUGGGUACUUCGAACUUUUCUUUAAAAAAUGUCGCAUUCGGACUUAUUAUUAAUUACAAAGUAUUGGUCAGCAGUUCAAUGCAAUAAGUAUUAAAUAAUGAGGGUAAUUGUCCUAGUAAACACUGUACUGGCAGAUUGCAAAAUUGGUAAUCAAUUCAAGUGUUUAAAGCUGAAUAAUUAUACAUUAUAAUUGUAUUUGUUAUCAGUGUUUGCAAUGAUGGCGACUGUUUGAUAAAUGAUAAAAAUGCUUUUUUUUCGAUAAUGCAGUAAACUAGUUCGUUGUACUUUGCACCUUGCAAUACUACAUACCACGUGAUUAUACUAUAACGCGUUUAACAUAUCUAUGAUGAAUUGUCACGGUCUUUACUUUGAUCCUACUGGCGGUUAUCAACGAAAUGAAUACACUAAAUGCCCUAUUGGCCCUGACAGAAGUAAAAGAGGUUUUAAAGGCUAUUCGCACCUACGCGAAUCCUCAUAAGCUAUUGUCAAUUUAUGUGUGUGAACAAAAGCAAAAAUACUUCCUUCACUUUCGCAAGCAAAAACCAAACUAAUACUAACAGAGUCGUCAGGGCCAAUUCUCACUCCUACCUAGGAAGGUUACACAAUACAGAGUUGACAAGGCAUUCGCGCCGUCUUGCUCUGGAAUUUGCCUUGUCGGCUCUGUAACGUUUAAUCUUUAUAUAGUCAUCUCACCAAAUGAAAUUUGUCAUUGUCAUAGUCUUGUGAUCCUGAUUAUUCCAUUUUAAUGGCCGCCACCCAAAUGAUUGAUAAUACCUCCGGUGAUUGAGGUAACUGAGAGAAUAGAAUUCUAAAUGUUUUAUAUUGAGUUUGAAGUGCUUUUUGAACGAUUACAAAUGAAUUCAUAUGUAUGUGGUGUGGCGAAACUCGGUAGUUUUUCUCGGAUAUACCACUACUCUUGACGAUAGCUAAUGAUUACAUAGUUCACUUUUCAACAAUUAGACAGUACAUAUGAUUUCUCAGUUACUCAUGAUAACGUUGAGAAUAAAAUGAUUUCAACAAUGCAA